Molecule: messenger RNA, 1968 nt
Organism: Sorex fumeus (smoky shrew)
Lineage: Eukaryota; Metazoa; Chordata; Mammalia; Eulipotyphla; Soricidae
Gene: KRT2
Product: keratin 2
Exons: 9
Coding region: 1-1968 (655 amino acids)
Biological process (GO): keratinization; intermediate filament organization
Cellular component (GO): keratin filament
Molecular function (GO): structural constituent of skin epidermis
Source: RefSeq, a predicted model, not a curated record
AUGAGCUGUCAGAUGUCGUGCAAAUCGCGAGUCAGAGGAGGCGGCGGAGGUGGCAGUGGGUUCCGGAGCUUCAGCAGCGGCUCAGCCGUGAUGAGCGGUGGCAGCCGGCGCUCUGGCUCCGGCUUCUCCUGCCUGAGCCGCCACGGAGGCGGUGGCGGCGGUGGCAGGGGCUGCGGCGGCGGUGGCUUUGGCAGCCAGAGUCUGGUGGGCCUGGGAGGCUCCAAGAGCAUCUCCAUGAGCGUGGCUGGAGGAGGAGGAGGAGGCAUGGGCGCCGGUGGAUUUGGCGGCAGAGGAGGUGGCUUCGGCGGAGGCAGCGGCUUCGGAGGUGGCAGCGGCUUCGGCGGUGGCAGCGGGUUCGGCGGUGGCGGUUUUGGCGGAGGAGGCUUCGGUGGAAGCCGGUUCGGAGGCGGCGGUGGCUUCGGAGGCGGCGGUGGCUUCGGAGGCUUUGGAGGGCCUGGGGGCGCUGGCCCCGGAGGAUUCCCUGGUGGAGGCAUCCACGAAGUGUCCAUCAACCAGAGCCUCCUGCAGCCUCUCAACGUGAAGGUUGACCCGGAGAUUCAGAACGUGAAGUCUCAGGAGCGGGAGCAGAUCAAAACGCUCAACAACAAGUUUGCCUCCUUCAUCGACAAGGUGCGCUUCCUGGAGCAGCAGAACCAGGUGCUACAGACCAAAUGGGAGCUGCUGCAGCAGAUGGACGUCAGCACCCGCAGCACCAACCUGGACCCCAUUUUCCAGGCCUACAUUGCCCAACUGAAGAAAUACUUGGAUUCUCUCAAUGCAGAGAGAACAUCACAAGAGUCAGAGCUGAGCAACAUGCAGGAUCUUGUGGAAGAUUUUAAGAAAAAGUAUGAGGAUGAGAUCAACAAGCGCACAAGUGCCGAGAAUGACUUUGUGACCCUCAAGAAGGACGUGGACGGUGCCUACAUGACUAAAGUGGAGCUUCAGUCCAAGGUGGAUGUGCUGAGCCAGGAGAUUGAAUUCCUGAGAGUUCUCUAUGAUACGGAGCUGUCCCAGAUGCACCAGAAUGUCACCGACACCAAUGUCAUCCUGUCCAUGGACAACAACCGCAGCCUGGACCUGGACAGCAUCAUCAGUGAGGUCCAGUCCCAGUAUGAGGAGAUCGCACAGAGGAGCAAGAUGGAGGCUGAGGCCCUGUACCACAGCAAGUAUGAGGAGCUGCAGGUGACGGCAGUGAAACAUGGAGACAGCCUGAAAGAGAUCAAGAUGGAGAUCAGUGAGCUGAACCGCAUGAUUCAGAGACUGCAAGGGGAGAUCGCCCACGUGAAGAAGCAGUGCAAGAGCGUGCAGGACUCCAUCGCCGAUGCUGAGCAGAGGGGAGAGAAUGCCAUCAAGGAUGCCAGGAACAAGCUCACUGAGCUGGAGGAAGCCCUGCAGCAGGCCCGGGAGGACCUGGCCCGGUUGUUGCGUGACUACCAGGAGCUGAUGAGCACCAAGCUGUCCCUGGACAUGGAAAUCGCCACCUACCGCAAACUGCUGGAGGGCGAGGAGUGCCGGAUGUCUGGCGACCUCAGCAGCAACGUGAGCAUCUCGGUGACCAGCAGCACCGUUUCCUCCAACGUGGCAUCCAAGGCGGGCUUCGGCAGCGGCGGCGGCGGCGGCGGUAGAGGCUCCGGCUCCGGCGGCGGCAGAGGCUCUGGCUCCGGCGGCGGCUUCAGCUCAGGCAGCCGAGGCGGCUCCGGCUCCAGGGGCGGCGGCGGCUCCGGCGGCGGCUACGGCUCCGGCGGCGGCUCCGGCAGCGGCUCUCGCGGCGGCUCCGGCUCCGGCGGCGGCUCCAGAGGCGGCUCCGGCGGCAGCUACGGCUCCGGCGGCGGCUCGGGCGGCGGCUCCAGAGGCGGCUCCGGCUCGGGCGGCGGCUCCAGGGGCGGCUCCGGAAAGGGGGGCUUCAGCUCCGAGAAGUCGAGCUCCGGCGAAGCCUACAGCUCCAGCGUGUCCUUCUCCUUCCGAUAA